Messenger RNA from Chelmon rostratus (copperband butterflyfish), 2826 nucleotides. RefSeq names its product short coiled-coil protein B. The transcript has 4 exons. The record is from RefSeq and is a predicted model, not a curated record. Gene Ontology annotation, cellular component: trans-Golgi network. Bases 346 to 585 code for a protein of 79 amino acids. Lineage: Eukaryota; Metazoa; Chordata; Actinopteri; Chaetodontiformes; Chaetodontidae.
UGACAUUAGAAGGUUAAAACAGCCCUCUAUAUACAGCCUAGGUCCUGCUUCUACAGGCGUGGAAACAUGAAGAGCAAAGCCUUUCGCAUUUGAAUGGCUUCCACGCAGGUCUGCUGCUGCUAUCUCACUCCCCCUGGCGGCUGUAUGCUGUAUUAGCCUGAUGGUGGCGAGCCGGACACACUGAACACAGCCGGUGCCAAACACAAGCUGUGGGAAUUAACCUCAAACCCUUUCAGUUUGCUCUGGACAUUCCGCAUUUCAGCGCAGCAAUUACUGUUUUUCACGUCGUAAGUGUCCCUUAGAGUCGCAGCCCUGCAUUCCAAAAAGGAAGACGAGUACUUCACCAUGAGCUCAGACGAUGGUGACAUGGAGAACCAGGCUGAGCUGGAAGAGAAGACGAGGCUCAUCAACCAGGUGUUGGAGCUUCAACAUACUUUAGAAGACCUGUCUGCCAGAGUGGAUGCUGUCAAAGAGGAGAACCUGAAGCUGAAGUCGGAAAACCAAGUUCUGGGUCAGUACAUUGAGAACCUCAUGUCGGCUUCCAGUGUCUUCCAGACCACUGACACCAAGAGCAAACGAAAGUAAGGGGAACCUCGGAGAGCCUUGAUGUAGAACCCCCACACAUUCCAUAACGUGAACCCAAACCUGGAUGACUGGACUCUGAUCAUCAACAUCAUGGACUCCUUUUAUUGUCUAAGUCUAAAACAUGUUUCUGAGGAGAACUGAAACCUGUUUUCAGUCUUGGAAAAUCUGAAUACAAAGACCCAGAUUUCUGUUAAGCUCAACCUAUCAGCUGACAUGGACCACAUGCGUUGAACACAUUGUGUGAGCUGUGGUGACCCUGAAACCUCUUGCUUCAUCUGUUUGCAAAGCAUCUUUUCAGAAGCAUGUUUCAGACUUCAGUCGGCUGCAACUCAGAUCCACAUCUAACCUCAUCUCUCAGCACUCUCAUCCUAAGUCCCAGGACCCUGAGUCCUGAGCAACAGCAGACCCAACUCUGAACAGGCGCUCACCUGUGCACCUGUUUAGAGUCGACAUGAUUUGAUCCCCAAAAUCUCCUACCAGUUACAAACAUGCAGUACUUAGUGAGUGAACAGCAGGUCAGCGUGACUCAAAUUAUGUCAGAAUUGCCUCCUUAGUGAGAACUGAUUAUAUAUACAUAAAACCUUCACAUCAAUAAUGAAGAAUUUCCUUUAAGAAAGGAUCAGAAUUAAAUCUAAGAUGCACACGCAGCGGGGGGGUAGAAAACUUAUAUAUGGACAUUGAGUGUAGAAAUAAAGCCAUUUGUUAGAAACAGUCAGAAUGACUGUUUAGGGGUACAUUUUUACUCUGCUUCUUGAAACUUUUUGUACCAUGUGCCACACUAUAGACAUCUGUCGGCUCUGGCUAGCUAACAUGACACAGGGAGUAUUCCAGUGAGAUAAGGCAGCUAAUAGUAAUAACUGUAACCCAGACAACACACAGGUAGCUCUGCAUGUACGCAGAAAUGACCUGUGUCUGUGUCCUCAACCAGCAACGGGCAGCAUGGAUUAUAAGCACAGAACCCCUCUCACACAAAUGAUAUUAGUAUUAAAAAUAUAUUAUCACAGUAAUGCUAGCACUGAUCGUAGAGCCUGACAAACUUUUGUAGUAGUUCUUGCACAGCAGAAACACUAACAAUAACAGUUUGAGCUGUCUUUCUCAACAGUUCCUGUGCAAAACAAAGUCCAGGUCUCUGACCACAUGGCUACAUGCUAAUAGCUAGCCCUGCACCCGGAACAUGCAGUUUGGUUCUUGGGAUAUUUAACAUUUUUCAUGCCUUACUUUUGCGGUUUGUGCAGUUAAUGGUGCAAUGUCAACUGAAAAAACAAAUCAGCGUAAUCAUAAUAAUCAGCUCUCAGUCAUUCCAGUUAGUUUUCUAUCCCCUGCGCCUCACAGUGGCAUCGCUCGUCAUCUGUCUGUACCGCAGAUACUCAUCAUCACGUUUUCCUUGUCACAGUGCAGAUCACGCUGACACUCUCUGCCAUGUUGUCAGAUGUUCACUGGCUCACAGAGAUGUUUGGAACUGGUGAUGUUGCUCCCUCUUUUCCACCACCCAGAACAAAAAACCCUGUUCAGAUUUUUAGAGAGUUCAAAUGUUUACGUUAAACUUCCUUCUCUCCUCGAGGCUUAAAGGCUCAAGCCUGAUGAGACACAGUUUUCUAUGUUUGCUGGUGGGGAGCGGAUGAGGGAUCAUGCCUCUCACUAAAAUAAACUCCCAUUGGUUGGUCAGGGUGUUGGCAGGCAGCUGGAGACACUGUAUCAGUACAGGAGAAUGUGGCUGUCUCAAAUUAGGAAGAAAAAGUGGCAAGAACCCCUUUGUCCUUUUGUUAUUUAUUAGUCAGUAUUGCUGCCUCUGCCAUAGGUACAGUGGAUCUGUUAGAACGUGGUUUUAUUGUUACUGCUUAUAAGCUCUCUAAAGAGAGGGGGCUCUGAUUUUGAAUUUGUCCUGUCUUUUCAGUACAAUGUCACUUUUUUGUUGCCAUUUUGUUGCUGCUUCUUGCAAGGAGUAAAUGACACUGCUUUAACAGUGACUGUCACUGUUGCAGUUUAUAGCCAAGACCAUGUGUACAUUUUUACUUAAACUGAAAGUCUUGUGCAUGUGCUUACAGUUCAACUGGCAAAGCCUAGUUUAGCCUCUCAAUAAAUCAGUAACACAUAUACAUACUGUAUUAUAUGCAUAAAUGUUAAACCUCACCUGUGAAGUCUUGAAAUGUUUUAACCCUGUUGCAUUUCAGCAUUGUUUAUAGACUGUUUUUGUUGCUAAUUUGAAAUGACCUUGAUUUAAUAAAGUGAUGAUCCUUUUUG